Molecule: messenger RNA, 832 nt
Organism: Hymenoscyphus albidus
Lineage: Eukaryota; Fungi; Ascomycota; Leotiomycetes; Helotiales; Helotiaceae
Source: the annotation of a GenBank genome assembly
AUGCAGUUCACCAACGUUAUCUUCUUCCUCCUUGGCCUUGUGAGCUUUGUAAGUAUCCUUCCCUAACGCGUCUUCAUUUCUGGACGCGUUACAAAGACUUUGAAAGUUCGCUGUCACUAACACAUCUCCAGGCCACUGCACGCCCAUCUGACUUUGCUGCUGACAAUUCCAACUCUGCACUUGUCUCUGAUGAGGACUGCGCCAUGUAUGCUACCCACCCUGAUGUCGCCCUCACCCCAGCUAUCGUCGCUGGCUUGAAGGAGAUGACCGCUGGCCUGUCAAACAUCACCGCCCGCGAUGAGACUCGUACUCUUAUGGAACGCAACAAGGUAAGCUUUGACCUUCACAUCCACCCCCCACCACUCUCUCAUAGGUUAUCUACUGAUCUCUUCACAGUCUGACAUCCUCUGUGCUGACCUCAUUGGCGCUUAUGGCUGGCUUUGGGCUCUUACAGGCUUCGUCUGGCGCGUCAUCGCAAGAGUCCAAAGUGAGCACAGAGUCUGUCCUGUCAAUGGUCGUACCUGCGUUGCCGCUGGAUGUGACUACAACAACUGCAUGGUCCUUUGCAACGAUGUAUGUCACCCCCCCUUACCAACACCUUCUAAGCUGACAUAUAUCUUUCCGAGAACCCAUACUAUAUCCAACCAGACUGCGGAUAUCUUGCAUCCUACGCCGCUGAUAUCAUCGAUCGCUGCAACUGGCAACUCCACGUAUGUUUCUCCUUCUCCUCCAUCCUAAAACUAUGACUGACUUCAACUAGUGGGGAGGUAUGCACAUCAUCGGCCAGCGCUUUGACACUGAUAACUACAAUGUCAUCGUCCGUGGUUUCUAG